This is a messenger RNA of Asparagus officinalis (garden asparagus), 1171 nucleotides long. RefSeq names its product aldose 1-epimerase. Gene Ontology annotation, molecular function: carbohydrate binding; aldose 1-epimerase activity. The record is from RefSeq and is a predicted model, not a curated record. The coding region runs from base 62 to 1081 and encodes 339 amino acids. The transcript has 5 exons. NCBI's taxonomy places the organism in Eukaryota, Viridiplantae, Streptophyta, Magnoliopsida, Asparagales, Asparagaceae. Gene Ontology annotation, biological process: beta-D-galactose catabolic process via UDP-galactose, Leloir pathway; glucose metabolic process.
UCUCUCCAUUUUGCAUUAGGCCCCCCUUGGUGCGUUCUCCUGUUUCUGGAGAGAGGGGGCGAUGGCUGAAGAGAAGAAAGCAGAGAUCUUUGAGCUCACCAAUGGCAAGAUCACAGCGAAGAUUAGCAACUGGGGAGCCACAAUCCUCUCUCUUCUUGUUCCUGAUUCCAAAGGAAAUCUUGCUGAUGUGGUUCUAGGGUUUGAUUCAAUCGAACCCUACAUCCAAGGUGCUGCACCAUACUUUGGAUGCAUUGUCGGUCGAGUGGCAAACAGAAUCAAAGAUGGGAAGUUUACUCUCGAUGGAGUGGAAUACUCUUUGCCCAUCAACAAACCACCAAACAGCCUUCAUGGUGGGCGCAAGGGAUUUGACAAAGUAAUAUGGGAGGUUGUGGAGUUUAACCGUGGUGAAACCCCAUCAAUCACCUUCAAAUAUCACAGUAAAGAUGGAGAGGAAGGGUACCCUGGAGAUGUGAGCGUCACCGCAACUUACUCCAUCCCUUCACCCACAACACUGAAGCUAGUCAUGGAAGCGGUGCCUGAAAACAAACCGACACCGAUGAACCUAGCUCAACACACAUACUGGAACAUUGCGGGUCACAACUCCGGCAACAUCCUGGACCACUCAAUCCAAAUCUUCGCACGUCACUUCACCCCCGUCGACGAGUACACUGUCCCAACGGGUGAAAUAAAGCCAGUAAACAACACCCCCUUCGACUUCACCACAGAAAAUAAAAUCGGGAGCAGAAUUCAAGAAGUGGGUCUUGGAUACGAUCACAAUUAUGUACUAGACUGUGGAGAACAGAAAGGAGGAGGUCUGAAACUCGCUGCUAAAUUGAAGGAUCCUUCGAGUUCGAGGGUUUUGAGCCUGUGGACAACUGCACCGGGAGUUCAGUUUUAUACGGGGAAUUACGUAAAUGGUGUUGUGGGUAAAGGAGGGGCUGUGUAUGGGAAACAUGCAGGGGUUUGUCUUGAGACUCAAGGGUUCCCGAAUGCGAUCAAUCAGGCAAAAUUUCCAUCUGUUGUGGUUCGGCCUGGAGAGAAGUAUGAGCAUGUUAUGGUGUAUGAGUUCUCAGUUGAGUGAUGUAAUGCGCUAAUGUUGAUGGGAGAAUAAUGUCGUGAUGUUGAACUUAUGAGAGAAGAAUAAAGUGGGUUCAGGUUAUUGAUUUGUUUU